Hibiscus syriacus is the source of this 1333-nucleotide messenger RNA. RefSeq names its product lanC-like protein GCR2. Lineage: Eukaryota; Viridiplantae; Streptophyta; Magnoliopsida; Malvales; Malvaceae. The record is from RefSeq and is a predicted model, not a curated record. Gene Ontology annotation, cellular component: plasma membrane. The coding region runs from base 102 to 1322 and encodes 406 amino acids. The transcript has 6 exons. Gene Ontology annotation, biological process: carbohydrate metabolic process; peptide modification.
GCUCGAAAGGUUCUUUCUUGCUCUUCUUCCUCUUAUAUUCAUUGGAAUUCACUGAAAUUGGUUUUAUUCAGAAAAAGAAAGCCUGCAAUAGAGAAAAAGAAAUGUCCGAUCGUUUCUUCCCAAAUGAAAUGCCAAAUUUUGUGGUGGAAUCAACAGUCUCCGGAGCCACUUCCAUUGACUCACUAACCAAUCUCCUCUCUUUACCUUACAAAACACUCUCUGAUCACCUCAAGACCGCAGCUUUGGCCCUCAAAGAAACCAUGGUGAGGGAGACAUGGGGUUUGAGUGGAAAGAGAGUGCAUGAUUAUACUGCGUACACAGGAGCUCUUGGGACAGCUUAUUUGGUCUUUAAAGCAUACCAAGUUACCAAAAAUCAGAACGAUCUUAAAUUAUGCUCUGAUAUUGUUAAGGCUUGUGAUUAUGCUUCUAAAGAUUCUGGGCGUGUGACAUUCAUGUGCGGACGUGCUGGUGUUUAUGCCCUUGGUGCUGUUGUUGCGAAGCAUUCUGGUGAUACGGCUUUACAAGAUCGCUACUUGGCAAAAUUCAAGGAGAUCAGAUUCCCUAGUGACUUGCCGAAUGAGUUAUUAUAUGGGAGAGCAGGGUUCUUGUGGGCCUGUUCGUUCUUGAAUAAGCAUAUCGGCAAAGACACCAUAUCUACUGCCUAUACGCGGUCAGUUGUGGAUGAAAUUAUUAAGUCAGGUAAACGACUGGCGGGCAAGGGAAGAUGUCCAUUGAUGUAUGAAUGGCAUGGAAAGAAAUACUGGGGAGCUGCGCAUGGACUGGCAGGAAUUAUGCAUGUUUUGAUGGACAUGGAAUUGAAACCAGAUGAGGUGGAGGAUGUCAAGGUUACUCUUCGCUACAUGAUCAAAAACCGGUUCCCCAGUGGAAAUUACCCGUCAAGUGAGGGAAGUGAAUCCGACCGUCUUGUACACUGGUGUCACGGUGCUCCUGGGGUCACACUUACCCUUGUAAAAGCAGCCGAGGUUCUUGGAGACGGGGACUUUCUACAAGCGGCAUUGGAUGCCGGAGAGGUAGUUUGGAAGCGUGGGCUGCUUAAGCGAGUUGGAAUCUGUCAUGGUAUAAGCGGAAAUGCAUACGUGUUCCUCUCACUCUAUCGACUGACCGGCAAUGCAGAGUACUUAUAUAGGGCCAAAGCAUUUGCUUCCUUCUUGUCCGAUAGAGCAGAGAAACUUAUAUCAGAAGGAAAGAUGCAUGGUGGCGAUCGCCCAUAUUCACUCUUCGAGGGUAUCGGAGGAAUGGGAUAUCUCUUUCUGGACAUGGUCGAACCAUCUCAGGCGAGGUUCCCUGCUUAUGAAAUUUAGGUUGCUUUCAA